Dicrocoelium dendriticum is the source of this 711-nucleotide messenger RNA. The record is from the annotation of a GenBank genome assembly. NCBI's taxonomy places the organism in Eukaryota, Metazoa, Platyhelminthes, Trematoda, Plagiorchiida, Dicrocoeliidae.
AACGGCAGUUGGCUACUUUCACGAAAGUGAUCCGCAGCCAUGAACGGCUGGUUCACAUUUUCGAAAAUAUGCCUUUUUGCCCUGAACUUUAUAUUUUUGAUAAUUGGACUGCUGAUGAUUGCCAUAGGAAUAUGGAAUAUCGUGGAAAGCGCAUCAUUCUUUGAAGCAAUCGCAUUUUUCGGUAAAACACCCACAACCGUGCCAGCGCUCUUUGCGGACACUGAGGCGAUGAGGAUUUUCGCCUGGAUUCUUGUAAUCGUUGGGGGUUUGGCCUUCGUUAUAUCCUUUCUUGCUUGCUGGGGUGUAGCUAGUGAAAACAAAUGGAUCCUUAUUACGUAUGCAGCAGUGGUGUCAUUUUUGGUUCUUGUGGAGGUGCUAUUUGUGAUCCUGCUGUUCGGUCUGGAGCAUCAGUGGGGGCCGAAGCUCACACAAGAAAUCACGGAUACGUUUUCCACAAACUACGUUGGAAGUAUGGGUGCUUUCGAGCCGACCAAAUACGAUCCGUUCUCCUUGGCAAUGGAUGCCUAUAUGCUCAAGCAAACAUCAACUGAAAUAGCAGUUCUUGAAGAAGUUGAUCCAAGAGGAGAAAGCAAGUGGGCUGAAAAAAGAAAGAGUGUAGUUUGGGUAAUAAACAUAAACAGAUUUUGCUGUUUCUUAAAGACGACCCCAUUAUCUUUCUGUCUUCCUUUGAACUGUACCGUGUAUCCCUAG